CAUGUUUUGUUAAUGUUAGUGCAAAGAUUUUUAUAACAUUGAAGACGCGUAUGUUUUUCUUUUGUUAUAUUUCAAAUGUCAGACGACUUUUUAAAACAACAGCUUAAACUAAAUUUUAAUUCGAUUAACACAGCCUAAAGAUGGACGCAGCAACCAGCAUCCAAGUGGCCGACUAUGUUGUAUGUGUUGUUGUCUUGUUGAUUCCUAUGGCCAUCGGGAUUUUGUUCGCUGUUAAAGACGCGAAGAAGGCGACCAGAGAGGAAUAUUUGUUUGGAGGGAGACAGAUGUCUGUGGUGCCGGUUGCUUUGUCGCUUUUCGUCACGUAUACGUCUGCGAUUUCUUUGAUGGGAAAUUCUACUGACAUGUAUACAUACAGCGUGAUGGUUAUGACUAUAUAUUGUGGCUUUUCUCUUUGUUACAUUGUGGGUCUGUUCACCAUAGUGCCGAUGUUCUAUUCGCUACAACUGACAAGUAUCUAUGAGUACUUCGAGUUGAGGUUCCCCUCACGUGCAGUGAGGAUGUCAGCACUGACCAUUGGUAUGUUACAGACCAUCUGCUACAUGGCUGUAGCUCUCUACAGUCCAGCUCUAGGGCUACAGACGACAGCGAACAUCCCAUUGUGGAUGUCUAUUGUUAUUGUUGGCAUCAUCGGCACCGUGUACUCAGCUCUGGGUGGUAUCAAGAGCGUUGUCUGGGCGGACGCUUUUCAAUGUUUCGUCAUGUUUGGUGGGGCUCUUCCUAUUAUUAUCGUAGGUAUAAAAACUGCUGGAGGAUGGUCAGAGGCGUGGCCACUAGCUGUGAAAGGUGGAAGAGUUUCCUUUGACGUUUACGACUUUGAUCCAAGGGUGAGACACACUUGGUGGGGCACCACUGUUGGGGCUACAUUCUUGUGGCUAGGCAGUACAUUUAACCAGUCAACCAUCCAAAGAUUGUGUGCCAUGAAGACAAUGAGAGAUGCCAAAAUAUCGUAUUUGCUAAACAUCCCAAUCGUGAUCUGUUAUGGUGUUCUGAUGUUUUCUGUUGGCUUUUCAGUUUAUGUUUAUUUUGCGUUUCUUCAAUGCGAUCCUUAUAAAGGUGGUCUGAUUAGCAACAGAAACCAAAUAACGCCAUUUUUAGUCAUGCACGCUCUAAAAGACAUGCCGGGGUUGGCUGGCCUGUUUAUGGGCACGCUUUUUAGUGGGUCCCUCAGUACUAUAUCAUCAGGAAUCAGUGCUCUAUCGGCCAACACAGUGGAGGAUAUUUUAAGAAAGUCUAUUGGAGGUUUUCAGGAGAGCAGGAUCACAUUUUUUACCAAAGUACUGGUCUGCUUGUAUGGACUUGUCAUUGUUGGACUUGCCUAUGUAGCUGACUCCAUAGAUGGCCCAGUCACACAGAUGAGUUCGUCAGUGUUUGGAGCCUGUGGGGGUCCUGUGGUUGGGGUGUUUUUUCUGGGGGCAUGCAUUCCCUGGAGCAACAAGUACGGCGCCUUAGGUGGAGGUGGGCUGGCUCUUGUUUUUAACGUGUGGUUAGCCAUUACAGGACAGAUGUAUGGAAGGAAAAGUCGACCUUUGACCCCACCACCUGUAGAUGGAUGCUAUACCAACGGCUCUACGCUUCUGCAAAACGCAACAUUUACUUUUGUAAAUCUGACUUUAACAACACCAGCAGUUCAACCUAUCUCUAACAAAGACCCAUACAGUUAUGGUUUCUUCUUGUACGAUAUCUCCUACAUCUGGUAUGGUUUUAUUGGAUGUUUUGUGGCCUUCAUCGCUGGUGCUCUCAUUAGCUUUUGUUUUAAGAACUACGACCACACCAAGACAGACCCACGUCUGAUUAUACCAAUUCUUAGAAAGAUGUGGUCCUUGCCUGAACCGGAACAUAAACAACACAAACAAGACAACUCUACCUUUAACAGUAGCAGAGAUCUGUUGCGUUCUCCUAACAAUAUAAACACUGAGCUAAGUGAUUUAACUACCAAAAACCGAUAAAGUGUUUUGAUAUUUAACUCAAAAUAAUGGGAAAAAUUUUCAGCUGAGACACAGGUGUUUAACAAUAGUAAACUAAUAUAUAUGUAUAACUCGUACGCUUGAAGUUUCCAAACAUGUUUUCUAUACAUAUGUUUAAUUUGUUUUAGAGUGCCUUAGAGGAAAAUAAUUAAUAUACACAUAUUAUAAAAAUACAUUUUAAACAAUGAUUUAAAUAAAAUUUCUGUUAUAAAAUAGGGAAUACAGAAUGAAUUUUGUGAAAUUGAAAUUG
Molecule: messenger RNA, 2235 nt
Organism: Physella acuta
Lineage: Eukaryota; Metazoa; Mollusca; Gastropoda; Physidae
Product: sodium-coupled monocarboxylate transporter 2
Biological process (GO): transmembrane transport; sodium ion transport
Cellular component (GO): membrane
Molecular function (GO): symporter activity
Source: RefSeq, a predicted model, not a curated record